CUAUAGCCAGGAGAUCGAAAUACCAGCCGUCAGCGAGGAUUAACAGGACCCAAUGGCCUACGAUAACAUCGACCGCGCGGUUGCCGCGGCCGAGCUGGAUGCCGCCUUACACAAUCAUCAGGCGCAUGGUCCCGGGCGCCGGAGCGAGGAGAUUGAACGGGUUAUUUCAGCGUCGUCCGUGUCGACCUCGUCGUCCGAGUCGGUACAUGGAGGAGUUCGAAUGAGCCGCAUCGCCACCCAUCGGGAUCUGGAGAGACAUCCGACCGAACUGUCACGCAUCCAAACAGCGCGGAGUCAACACAGCGGCACCGUUGGACGAGACUUCAGCAGGAGCAAGAGCAGAGAGGACAAGAAGCCCUUACCAGCCUUCGGUGCAGGGAAGCCCUACCCGCCGCUACUGCCAAACCAAGAAGACUAUGUCGUCGAGUUUGACGGGCCGGAUGACCCGUUACAUGCUCAGAACUGGCCUCUAAGCAAGAAAAUGGUGACAGCCGCCAUUCUUGGCUUCACUACCAUGAACGCGGCCUUUGGGUCGAGCAUCUUUUCAGCCGCCACGGGGGCUGUCGGCGUCGAGUUUGGUGUGUCUUCCGAGGUCUCCCUUCUCGGCGUGUCCCUCUAUGUCUUAGGCUUCGCAACCGGCCCUACCUUUUGGGCUCCCCUAUCGGAGCUCAAGGGGCGUCGCCUACCCCUGGUACUCUCCAUGUUCGGUUUCUCCAUUUUCAACAUUGCAUGCGCUGUAGCCAAGGACCUCCAGACGGUACUCAUCUGUCGAUUUUUCGCCGGCUUCUUCGGCGCAUGUCCCCUGGCCGUCGUCGCCGCCGUCUUCUCUGAUAUGUUUGACAACCGGACCCGGGGCAUCGCCAUCACCGUGUUCUCCAUGACCGUGUUCACCGGCCCCCUGUUGGCUCCAUUCAUCGGCGGUUUCAUUGUCGAGUCAUACCUCGGCUGGCGGUGGACCUCGUACAUUGUCUCCUUCAUGGGUUUCCUGGCUUUCGGCCUGGACCUGAUCUUCCUCCACGAGACGUACCCACCCGUCAUCCUCGUCGACAAGGCCGCUGAGCUGCGCCGACGCACCCUGAACUGGGGCAUCCACGCCAAGCAGGAGGAGAUUGAGGUCGACAUCCGCGAGCUCAUCACCAAGAACUUCUCGCGGCCCAUGCGCCUGCUCUUCGGCGAGCCUAUCGUCACUCUGCUGUCCAUCUACAUGGCCUUCAUCUACGGCCUGCUGUACCUCUUCCUGACCGCCUAUCCCUUCGUCUUCCAGGGUGUGCACGGCAUGUCGGCCGGCAUUGCCGGGCUGACCUUUUUCGGCAUGAUCACGGGCCAAAUCAUCGCCGGCAUCACCGUCCUCAUGCAGCAGCCCUGGUACCAGCGCAAGCUGGCGGCCAACAACGGCGUGCCCGUCCCCGAGUGGCGGUUGCCGAGCGUCAUCGCCGGCGGCGUGGCUUUUGCCGCGGGUCUCUUCUGGUUCGGCUGGUCUGGCUACCGCCGGGACAUCCACUGGAUCGUGCCCACGCUGUCAGGCCUGCUCACGGGUUUCGGCCUGGCCUCCAUCUUCUUGCAGGCGCUCAACUACCUGGUCGACGCGUACCUCAUGUUCGCCGCGUCAGCCAUCGCGGGCAAUACGUUUCUGCGGUCGCUCGCCGGCGCCGGCUUCCCGCUCUUCUCCAAGUACAUGUUUGAGGGCAUGGGCAUCCAGUGGGCCUCGACGUUGCUUGGCUGCGUUGCCACCGCCCUCGUGCCCAUCCCCAUCAUCUUCUACCUGUACGGCCACAAGAUCCGUGCCAGGAGCUCCUAUGCUCCCACACCGCCGCCUGGAGCUCGUCCCGCUGCUGAGAGCGACACUGAUGAUGCCGAUGCGGCCGGUGAGAAGAGCGUUGUAGAAGACUCAGCCAUGGCGAGCUUGCCCAGGCUCGAUAGGGACCGCGCCCAGAACGCGGUGUGAGUACUAUAACAUUGA
Molecule: messenger RNA, 1960 nt
Organism: Canariomyces notabilis
Lineage: Eukaryota; Fungi; Ascomycota; Sordariomycetes; Sordariales; Chaetomiaceae
Product: MFS general substrate transporter
Exons: 2
Coding region: 53-1945 (630 amino acids)
Biological process (GO): transmembrane transport
Cellular component (GO): plasma membrane
Molecular function (GO): transmembrane transporter activity
Source: RefSeq, a predicted model, not a curated record